This is a messenger RNA of Meleagris gallopavo (turkey), 3034 nucleotides long. The record is from RefSeq and is a predicted model, not a curated record. Lineage: Eukaryota; Metazoa; Chordata; Aves; Galliformes; Phasianidae.
AAAGAGCUCGGGGUUCCCGGGCGGGGAUUUAGAUUGGGCUCCUUCCCACCGCUGCCUCCACCCCUGCGCGCCCCGGGCAGCCCGGCGUGCGUAGAAUGGCUUUGGUGGGAAGGGCGUCGCAGCCCUGCCGUGGGCUGUGCCCCACAGCUCAGCUGCCCAGGAGCCAUCCGUGGCCAUGGGCACCUCCAGGGGUGGGCACCCACAGCUCUGGGCAGCGGUGCCAGCGCCUCACCGCCCUCUGAGUGAAGGAUUUCCUCUUCACAUCUCACCUAAAUCAUUCCUCUUUUAGUUGAAAGCCGUUCCCCCUCGCCCUGUCGCUAUCUGCUGGUGGUGCAUGUGCUGUGUGAGCAGGAGAUGCUCAGUUUUUGGCUGCAUAGGUGAGAGGAGGGGAUGAGUGCUGUGGCCGUGGCUGUUCAGUGUGUUCGUUACCCAGCUCUGGGUGCCUAGGUGUCCCAUCCUCCAGGCAUGGUCCUUAAGGUCUUCUUUCCUUCGUGCUGCUCCUCAGCAGAAAGCGGCAUUUUGAUCGGCCGCUGGAUCCCAGAACAAAGCUCUGCUGUUAUCCUCGCCGUGGUCCAUUUCCCUUUUAUUCCUCUUCAGGUGAAGCAAUAUCUCAGGGAAGUCCAGCAGGUGACUAAGGUCAGCAUUUCUGUGCUCGGCUCAUGGAACAACAGCAAACAGGAGAAAGAAGAGAGUCUGAGUGAGUUCUUGGAAGACCUUGGGACGAUAUUUUCUCAUGAGCCGUGGAUUCAGAUAAGCAAAGAGGGAGACAGCAAAUUCUGGAACUGUUCUACCCUUCAGAAACAGUCUGACACCCACAGAGAAGAAGAAAUCAUCUUAGUGUAUUAUGACCAGCGUAAAGUCAUGCUGUCCCAUCUGCACCCCCCGUUGGACACAGCUGACCUCGGGGCAGAGGAUGCCUCCAAGCUCUCUGCCAUCUUUAACACAGUUGCAAGCAGCAAGGUGCUCUUCAUGACAGACAGAUACGAUGAUGGGCCCAUUAAGAUGACCCACUGGCAGUCGGAUGGCGUUGAAGCAAGUAUCAUUGUGGAGCUGAUGAAGCAGGCCUCGGUGCCUGCCUGCAUGCUGCUGACGUUCCUGCUUUCACUUGUCUCUGGGGUCUGCAACAGCAGGGUUCUGAAGUUUUGGCCUUUGUCUUUCUUGUGGAGCAAACUCUCAACCUGUGAGCAGCUGGGCCAUCGCCUGCAGCACCUCCAGGUCAUCAGCAGCAGCAAGAAGGCUCAAAACCAGACCCAGCUAAUGAGGAAAGCCAACAUCUUUGUCUCUCUGCUGAUUGAUGUGGCUCUGGGGAUACUGCUAAUGUCCUGGCUGUACAGAAAGAACCAGAUCGGUCACCUUGCUGACACUCUCAUCCCUGUGGCUGAUCAUGUAGCUGAAGAGCUGCAGGACCUUCUCCAGUGGCUGAUGGGAGCACCAGCUGGACUGAAAAUGAACCGAGCUUUGGAUCAGGUGCUGGGUCGGUUCUUCCUUUACCACAUCCAUCUCUGGAUUAGCUACAUUCACCUGAUGUCCCCAUUCAUCGAGAUGAUCCUCUGGUAUGUUGGUCUGUCAGCUUGUCUGGGUCUGACCGUGGCUCUCUGCAUCCUCUCUGACAUCAUUGCACUUCUGACCUUCCACAUCUACUGCUUCUAUGUCUAUGGAGCGAGACUCUACUGCCUGAAGAUCUAUGGCCUGUCGUCUCUCUGGCGCUUGUUCCGUGGGAAGAAGUGGAACGUCCUCCGGCAGCGGGUGGAUUCCUGCUCCUAUGACUUGGACCAGAUGCUGUAACCUCUUAUGAAAUCCUCAACGCCAUAGGAAGGCUGGGCCACACCUACUGCUGCAAACAUCACUGAAAUAAUAAAGUGAUGUUUGGUGACCCCCAGGUGCCUCUCUGUGUUCAGCAGAUGAGUUCCAGCUUCUCAUACCGCCACAGCAGAGGGAUUUCUCUUCUCCUUGGUGAUGGAAAAGUCAGAAUAUCUGUCAGGAUGACGGUUUACAUCAGGCUCUCCUUCUGAGGAGGGUUGGUUUGGCCCUCCAGACUCUAUCCUGCUGCUCACAGGAGUUGUGUUGUUGGCCUGGGUGGGAUGAGACACUCAGAGCUGACCUUAAAAGUCUUCAGAGGACAUUAAGGAACUGCAGUGGAGUGGCAGAGGAGGGCAGAAACAGUGGCUGUGAAGGGGAUGGGUCAGAUUGUCAUCUAUGUCUGGUUCUGUGCAUAAAGCUGAGCCAUCAAACCACCUCUGCAACAAGGCUGUUUUCUGCCAUAACACACCGUGGCCGUGUUCUCUUCCUGCAGAAAUGGCAGUGCUCCCUGGUCCUGUGUCCUCUCAGUCACCAGGACAGAGAAUUGAAGAGUUGGGUCUCUUUUUGUCAUAAAUCUGUAUUUCUCCAUUGGUUAAUUAGUUUGGCUUAUGCCAGCUGGGCCAACCUGACGUUAAAAUAACCAGUUCUAUGGGCAGUGGAGCUAAUGACAUCUGCUUUCCUAUGGAUUUUUCUUAUCCCUCUCAACAUAUUACAUCAUCCCACCCAGUCACUAUCUUCUUUGUCACCCAGUUACCUACUGAGCAGAGCCUUGAUGUCCCUUGGCCGGCCAGUUGCUGCCCAUUGGAAGGACUUAUAACCCAAUUCUCCCAAACCAAGGAGGAACAAAAAAGUCUAUAGAAUUCCCUACCCAGUUUCUACUUCUUUGCAACUUUCCACCUUUUUUUCCCAGUAAAAUACAGACCAAUGGUUUUAAAACUCACAGAGGCAGGCGAUGGUUGAACAGUGUAAUCACAGAAGCUUUGCUUCCUAAGGAAGCCAGCAUAAUAUAGGAAAUCUUGAGCAUUGUUCAUAAAGGAACAAAUGCUUUCAGGAUCUUUUCAAGCAGUCCCAAAAGGCCCAAAAAGAGAAUAAUUACUGAAAAUAUUAGCAGAAUUAUCCACGCAGGGAAUUUAAAAGAAAACGUUAAGAGUCUUGCAAACUCUCUGUUUCAGCAUUUGCUAUUAUUUUUAUUUUGUUUUGCCAUUGUUCUGCUGAUGAUUUUGUUUCUUUUUUC